AUGGCAUUUAACGGUACUUGGAAAAUAGACAGAAAUGAAAAUUAUGAAAAGCUAAUGGAGGCGAUGGGUGUUAAUGUAAUGAAAAGAAAGUUAGGACUCCAUGAUAAUCUGAAGAUGACUAUUCAACAAGAUGGAAACAAAUUUAUCAUCAAAGAAUCAAGCAACUUCCGUACUCUAGAUAUUGAAUUUACUCUGGGAGUCAAUUUUGAGUACAGUCUGCCAGAUGGAACUGAAGUUUCAGGUUCUUGGAACAUAGAAGGAAACAAACUUGAAGGAUCGUUUACCAGGAAAGAUAAUGGAAAAGUGCUCCAAGUAUGCAGAGAAAUUGUAGGUGAUGAACUUGUUCAGACUUCAGUGUAUGAAGGAGUUGAAGCCAAGAGAAUCUUCAAAAGGGGCAGAGUACUUCACCCAGAACAGCACACAAAAAUAAUUGGGCCCAUUUCAAUACUGAGUGAACUGGCUGGACUGAGGAGUCCGGACGGCCCCUCAGCAAUGGGCGGGAAAGGCGCCGCUGAGACACGGCAACCCCGCUUACACACAACCGCCUUCAGCCGCCCACUGCGGGCGGAGCGCUCCGCGAGUUGCCGAAGGCGGUACCGCCGUGCGUGA
Indicator indicator is the source of this 609-nucleotide messenger RNA. RefSeq names its product fatty acid binding protein 2 (gene FABP2). Gene Ontology annotation, cellular component: cytosol; nucleus. NCBI's taxonomy places the organism in Eukaryota, Metazoa, Chordata, Aves, Piciformes, Indicatoridae. The record is from RefSeq and is a predicted model, not a curated record. The coding region runs from base 1 to 609 and encodes 202 amino acids. The transcript has 6 exons. Gene Ontology annotation, biological process: fatty acid transport. Gene Ontology annotation, molecular function: fatty acid binding.